AGUGACUCGCAAACCGUGGUGUUCAGUUUGAGUUUUGUAAACAAAGUGUGGUGUUGUGAUUUUCAGGCAAAAUGAAGGUUUUUAUCCUUACCCUACUUGUGACAGCAUCAGUUCUCGCGGAACCGAGCAAAGUCAUCCAGAAACGGAGCGGCCUUGUCGGCCACUACGCCGCCGGCGCACCCGUACUCGCCCACGGGAUUGGUUUGGGCCACGGCUAUGGGUUAGGCCUAGGGUACAGCUCAGGUUUGGCCCUGGGUCACGGGGCCGUGGUCGGGGCGGACGUCCACACGACGGUGACGAAACACGUCGGUGUACCCGUACCCGCCCCGUACCCUGUGGCAGUCGAUAGACCGGUGCCGUACCCUGUCAAGGUCGCAGUUCCAGUACCAGUUGACCGUCCCUACCCAGUUCACGUACCCAGGCCGUACCCUGUGGCCGUCGACAGGCCCGUGGCUGUACCCGUGGACCGCCCUGUGCCCGUACCCGUGCCGCACGCCGUACCCGUCCCCGUCAUCAAACAAGUCGGCGUACCCGUACCCCAGCCGUACCCUGUCGCUGUGCCCAAGCCCGUCGCUGUCCCCGUGCCCGCCCCCGUAGCCGUCCCCGUUGUGAAAUCCGUCGUAGCCCCGGCCUUACACGAGGGUAUUUCUCUCGGCCAUAGCUUUGGCCAUGUCGGCAUCGGCCACGGAUUUGGACACGGGAUCGGACACGGGAUAGGACACGGGAUCGGACAAGGGAUAUCCCUCGGCCACGGGCUGUCCGGACAUGCCAAAUUAUGGUAA
Molecule: messenger RNA, 782 nt
Organism: Amyelois transitella
Lineage: Eukaryota; Metazoa; Arthropoda; Insecta; Lepidoptera; Pyralidae
Product: cuticle protein 64-like
Exons: 5
Coding region: 72-782 (236 amino acids)
Source: RefSeq, a predicted model, not a curated record